Spea bombifrons (plains spadefoot toad) is the source of this 2988-nucleotide messenger RNA. It is a transcript of the gene GAS2L1, whose product is annotated as growth arrest specific 2 like 1. Bases 502 to 2649 code for a protein of 715 amino acids. Gene Ontology annotation, cellular component: actin filament; microtubule plus-end; cytoplasm. NCBI's taxonomy places the organism in Eukaryota, Metazoa, Chordata, Amphibia, Anura, Pelobatidae. Gene Ontology annotation, biological process: regulation of microtubule polymerization or depolymerization; actin crosslink formation; protein localization to microtubule plus-end. Gene Ontology annotation, molecular function: microtubule binding; cytoskeletal adaptor activity; actin filament binding. The transcript is spliced from 6 exons. The record is from RefSeq and is a predicted model, not a curated record.
AGAGUGCUGAGUAAUUACUGCUAAGCCAGUGAGGGACAGCGGAGGCCUGGAGGGUGCUGCAGCCGACAGACAGGCUGUAGUGAGGAUUAGACUGCCUCAUUAACCUUGUGCAGAGGGCGAGGCUCUCUGCUUCUUACACUCUCUCGCCUCCCCCUCUCUGUCUCUCUCCGUCUCUCCCCACCUCCAGCCUUGUCCUGCCCGGACUGCGGGGAUCCGGAACACAUUCUGCCUCCCGCCUCCAAUCUCAACUUUUACCGACUGCGGCAUAGAGCAAGGAAGGAGGGCGAAGGAUUCCCGGGGCGAUUCCUAAACCAUUCCAUUGAAGUCAAGCGAGAACAUGAUCCACGGAGACAGUCACUUUUGGGGUGUGACAUAUGGCGCGACCCCCCACUCCCUGCACUGUGUCUGAGGGGGGUGGGGGAGUAAAUCGACCAGAGCCCCCCAAAGAGAUGAAAAGGGCCAGUUUGAGAUCAAGGUGAUUGACGCGUGGAAUGAAGAGAGAUGGCAGAUCAAAGCCAAAUUCAAUCGUCCGCUUCCAAAAGCAUCAGGCCGUUCCGCUCCAGUGAGGAGUACCUGGAGGCGAUGAAAGAAGAUCUGACCGACUGGCUCAAUAUGUUAUAUGACCUGGACAUGGAGGCCGUCAACUUUAUGGAGUCUCUUGAGACAGGCUACACGCUUUGCCAACAUGCCAACAAUCUGAACCGCUUAGCACGAGACUUCCGGGAGCAGUUCCCUGAAGUUUCCGCAAGCAGGAGGCUGCCCCAGAAAGACGUGAUAUUCCAGGUGAAGGGGGCUGUUCCAGGCUCAUUCCUGGCCCGAGAUAAUGUGUCCAACUUUAUUGGUUGGUGUCGGCAAGAACUUGGGAUACCAGAGGUUUUGAUGUUUGAGACCAAUGACUUGGUGCUAAGAAAAGGAGAGAAGAGCUUCAUUCUAUGUUUACUCGAGGUGGCCCGAAGGGGUGCCAGAUUGGGCAUGCCUGCGCCAGUUCUUAUCCAAAUGGAAGAGGAGAUUGAGGAAGAAUUGAGCCGCGGGAGGAGAAGCACUGAGCAGACAUCGUACCCACGUGUUAAAUUACCUCACCGGCCCGCUCGUACCCUGUGUGAUCUCAAGAACUUGGAUGAGUUGGUUCGUGAGAUACUGGGAUGCUGCAGAUGCCCAUCUCAGUUCCCAAUGAUAAAAAUAUCCGAGGGAAAAUAUCAGGUCGGGGACAGUAACACGCUGAUCUUUGUGCGGGUACUUCGGAGCCAUGUCAUGGUGCGAGUUGGUGGUGGUUGGGACACUCUAGAGCAUUACCUGGACAAGCAUGAUCCUUGCAGAUGUCAUUCUGUUGCUCAUCGUGUUCAGACAUCACGACCCUCAACAUUCUCACCCCAACGGGCGCCCAGUCUUGCCCCUUCACCUGUCUCCAACUCUUCUCAAGGACGCAAAUCUGAGGGAUCUGCCAGAAAACUACAGCCAGACUCUAACCCUCCACGAGGAACCCCCACCCGCAUGACUCCAGCACCCAUUCCUCCACGGCACAGCACUCCCAGGGCCUCAGUUCCUCGCAGUGAACGUCCAGGAACGCAAACUAUCAACUCAUUCAGGCCUCCUCGUUCUCGCCGUUAUUCUGGUGAUAGUGAUUCUUCUGCCUCCUCAGUUCAGAGUGCCCCCGCCGGCAGGAAAUCUGUGGAUGGGGUGAGAAUGACAAAUCGUGCUUCUGUAACACGCAGCCAGUCCCAGGAUCGGGGACCUCUUCCCUGUCGCACUCAAGCAUCACAGUCUCCCCUUGUGGAUCGUGGAAGAACACAAACCACAUCCCAAGUUGGCCUUCAGAAUCGACGAGCCCGGAGCCAGGGUCCCCCCAGUAACAAGAAAACAGUUCUGAUUAUUUCAAGAGACAAAGAUGGACAGCACUCUUGGGCAUCCACAUCCAAGCCCCCUAAUCCUCGUACCCAGACGGAGCCCCUGAAGACUCCUUCACGGAGACAGUUGAAGUACACACCUGAGCCACUAAAUGCAAACCAGGAGCAGCAAAUUUAUCAUAGCUUAGAAAAGGAAUUUCUGGAAAAUUCACGGCUGUUGGGGACAGCGGAGUCUUUUGAGCCAGCACAGGCAUGUGGGAUUCUGGUGAGUCCGCCAUCAUGUGAACCAGCUCCAGUAGACUCUGCCUACUGUUCCUCCAGCUCUUCUUCCUCCUCACUCAACUUCUACAUCACAGGGGGUGGAGGAGGCAGGGAACAAGGUACAGAAGGGAAUUCAGUUAUUCUACCUGCAUCAUCAUGGAGGAGGCUUCCAGCUCUGUCCAGUUCUUCUGACGAAAGUUCUUGUCCUCCAGCUCCUGAGGACCAGCAAGAGGUUGCUGAGAAUGAAGAGUCACAUGAUUCCCAUAAUCUUAGUACAGAGACAGAAGGUGUUAUUCUAAGAGCCAAGAAGUCCUCCAAACGCCCAGAUAGAGUUCCUUCCAUUUACAAACUAAAACUUCGCCCUAAAAUCCGUCCUCGGGCUGAUAUACAGCCAGACAAGUUGCCCUCUCGCAUCCCCACCCCACUCUCCUAUAGAACUGCUGGGUCACCUCCUAAGAUGAAUCCCAAUCGUCUAUCAUGGACAGCCCUGCAAGCAGCUUUCUUCUCUGAUUCGGGAGUCCAGACAGAGCAUCCAUAUGGGUGAAACAGCACUUUGGCCCUUGUUUACUGGAUAGAUAAUUGCUUUAGAACUCUGCAUUCCGGCUAAUUGACAGAGUUUCUAGCGUUUUUUCUGUGCUUCUGAUAAGAGUAAAGGCUGUACGCUUCUUCCUACAAAUACAAUUCUAGAACUACACUUAGCAUGAGCACUUAGGACACAGAGUUUCAGCUGCUUAAGAGCAUGGAUAUAGAAACAUGAUUCCAUUUCCCGUGGUCGUCAUUGGUCAGCAACACAUGAUCAUAGAGUGUGGCAUGUAGUUCUUGUAACUACUAUAUAAUGUAUUAUAGUAAUUAUCCAGGCAAUAAAAGGAUAUUCAAGGCUUAC